AUGCCCUUUGUGUUUUUCUUUUCAGUGGUGAUAAUGAGUAUAUUCAGUAAAGACAUGCAUACAUUUUGAUAACAAUAUUCAGUCAUUUAAAGAGGAGCAAAGCAGUGAGGAGAGAAGAGAAGUGUUAGUAGUAGUUGUCUGCAGCCUGGCUGGUGUUGUUCAGAGAGGUAAGGGGGUGUGUCUGUGUCCCAUACGGGUCUCUGCCUUCAAGAGGCUGAGCAGAGGCGGGAAAUGGCGCCUGGUAACAUAACGAUCUGUCGUUUCGGAGAGACGGCCCUUGACUAACUAGAUAGAUAGAUAUAUAUAUACACAGAAGAGAAGUCAGAUCAGAUCACGAAAACAACCCGCUGCCUCCUCCGGUGUGAUGGCCAAUCAUCGGUGUUGAGUCGCUCUCAGCCAGACACUGCGGAUCACUGUAAAACAACCUUACAUGUGACUGCUAAAACAAUGAGGCUGAGAAUGCGUAAGGCGUCUCAGCAGCCGAACCCCAGUCUGGCAAGCCGCCCAUCCCGUACCAAGCGGCGGCAUUCAGAAGUAGAAGAGGACACGCCCACUAGUGGAGGGAGGGGCUUGUUCUCCACCAUCAAGAAGUUCAUCAGAGGAAAUGCUGUCAAGGUGCAGCAAGAGAGCCCAGCCAAGAAGACACGCCUCCACUGUGAUGUGGACAACAACCUGAUCACCUCUACAACCCCGAAAACCAACACCCCCCGCAGGACUAUCAGCAGGGUUGGCAGGAGAGGCUCCCUCAAUGGACAGGCAACCAAUCAUGACAGGAGUAAGGAGAAGCCCAAUGGCAGUCUGGAGGAGACAACGGACGUUGAGUUGCCCACCAGCCCUCCCAGAACCACCCUUCUUGGGACCAUCUUCUCCCCCGUUUUCAACUUCUUCUCACCAGCUAAAACUGUCUCCUCUGGCUCAGACUCUCCAGACCAGUCAUUGGAGGCAGAGGAGAUAGUAAAGCAGGUGGACAUAGAGCAAGUCGUGGAGACUCCCACUAGCACAGCUACAUCCACACAGGAACUGUGUGCCACCACUAACUUCUACUCUAGUGUAUCACAGCUACCACCUAUACGACCUCCCCACAUCCCUGAGGUAUCUCCCACAGCGAGGGAGGGAGAGCUCUGUGCUGAUGCUGACCUUCCACCCCUCACAGUGGUCCAAGCUCCAGGCUCCAGUCCAGAUAUGACAUAUGUGGACGCUCCUCCCCCCGCAGUACCACAAGAGGGAACCUAUGAGGAAGACUGGGAAGUCUUUGACCCGUAUUUCUUCAUCAAGCACGUUCCUCCACUGACAGAAGAGCAGCUCACUCGUAAGCCAGCGUUGCCACUGAAGACUCGCAGCACGCCUGAAUUCUCUUUGGUCCUAGACCUGGAUGAAACGUUGGUUCACUGCAGUUUAAAUGAGUUGGAGGACGCAGCACUUACCUUCCCUGUCCUCUUUCAAGAUGUCAUUUACCAGGUGUAUGUGCGCCUGAGGCCGUUCUUUAGAGAGUUUCUGGAACGCAUGUCUCAAAUCUAUGAGAUCAUCCUUUUUACGGCCUCUAAAAAGGUGUAUGCAGACAAACUGCUCAACAUCUUGGAUCCGAAAAAGCAGCUAGUGAGACACAGGUUGUUUCGUGAGCAUUGUGUCUGUGUCCAGGGAAACUACAUCAAGGACCUCAACAUCUUGGGCAGAGACCUGUCAAAGACCAUCAUCAUUGACAAUUCACCGCAAGCCUUUGCAUAUCAGUUGUCCAAUGGGAUUCCCAUAGAGAGCUGGUUCAUGGACAAGAAUGACAAUGAGCUGCUCAAGCUGGUUCCCUUCCUGGAGAAGCUGGUUGAGAUGAAUGAGGAUGUGCGGCCGCACGUUCGGGAGCGGUUCCGGCUUCACGACUUGUUGCCCCCUGAUUGAACUUGACCACAGUCUCUCGGAACGGGACAACAUGAAAAGACUGACAACAACAUGCGUGUAAAAAGCCCCUCUUUGGAUUACAAACUACAACAUUGCCAUUACUGUUAAAAAUUUUAGCUUUUUUUCAUUUUUUGUUUUUGUUUUUAAAUCCACCGUUGCUUUUUAAAAAAAAAAAACUUGGAAAGAAAAACAUUUUUAAAGAACUGGGCGAAAUUUUCUAAAUCUCUAAAUGUAUAGAUGAAAUUACACACGCUAUGAACAAGCCCAGGUAAACUCCUCUUUUUGACUGACUCUCCAGCUGUGGAGCCGGAUAUCUCCUCCACAUUAAAUUCUGAAGUCUUGGUGCUGGUUGAGUGGAUAUAAAAACACCGCCUGGUAAAGAGGAACUCCACCCCGACAGAGUCCCUGAACCCGAACCAACUCCUGGUGCUCACGCUGUUGACGCUGACGAAUAACCACACUCUGUGGCUACAGACCAUUUUCAGCAGGAAUGACUGGCCUGUUAAUCAACCUGUGUAUGUUUACUCCCAGCCACACACACACACACACACACACUGAUUUGGUGUUUGGCAAACCUACAAUCUGUAGCCUUUAAAAAUCAUAUGCAUUCCUCCGUAGCUGAGUCAAGUUUCUAUUGUUGGUUGCAGUUUUUUUUUUUCUGGUAAAACUGGUGUUUCAUUGUUUAAAAAAAAAAAAAAAAGAUAGCGUUUCAAAAUGUUUUACUUCUGUUUGUAAGAUAUGAUGUUUUAAAAGGGGUCGUGUAUGUUUUUAUUGUAAGCCUUUUUUCCUAUCAGGAGAACAUGGGUGCAUAUUAAUGAUGACAGUCCACCGCAUAGUCAAACGAAAUGGAAUUAAUCCAGGACUUUAAGUAUAGUUUGUUCUAACAAAUAGAGGGUUAAAUCGACAACAUGGCUCCUUAAUUAAAUGUUAGGAUUUAAGAAUCUCCUUACCUGUAAAUCUGACACGUCGUGACGGUUUGAGGGCAUUCAUUUUCAAAGUGAUAUGUGUCAACGUUGACCUUUCUUUUAAUAAUAGUAUUUGAUUUGUCUAUAAUCAGUAUUGUCUUUUACUCCUAAUCAAGUAUUAUGGCUAAAAUCCGUUUCUUUUAGUUGUAAUUUGAUGGCAGUAGCAUUAUGACUAAUGUAGCACAUCUCUGCCAGACCCUGUACCAGCCACAUCUGGCACCAGCAACAUACUGUUUAACAGUCAGCUUCUCUGACGGCUCCUCUACCUGUUUCAUACUUUUUACUUUGUACUUUUAAGCUUUUUUUUUUUUAUGUUUAGUGCAGUUUAAAGCAUUGUGUUUAAGAAUGGUAACUAUAUGAAUGUGUUUCUGCCCGACAUCAGCCUGGACACUCGAGCCAAACUGACAUUUUACUCUGUUGUUUCUACUUAAUUUAUUUAAUAGUGAGACAAACAGUAGGCAGAAAUGUAGAUGUUUUAUAGGCAUCCUUUUACAAGGCCUAAACCUGGGAGGUAAAAGCUCAAAUGCCUGACUUGUCUUCUGUCAUCGCCCAAACAAACCCUCAAAGAGUUGACUUGAAUCUCUGUGACAAUUUGGCAUGCGUUGUUGAACCUUUUUUCUGUUCGGUUUGAAGCAAAGUGCAUUUUAUGUUGACGCAAAUGUGUUUGGAUUUGUCUCGGUUGCCUGUACAGUGCCAUACGUUCCCCUCCUUAGACCCCGUUUCCUGCGCUCUCGCCCCCAAAAUGCUUAGAUGGAAAGAGACAAUCAGACCUCAAAGCUCUGCAGAUACUGAACCCUGGAGACACCCAGCCUUCCUCUAUUUUUUUGGUGUGCUGUAAGUGUUUGUGUACUGUGAUUCCAUUUGGUUUUAACCCCCCCGCCCUCUCCCCCGCCCCUUAAUUAAGUAAAUUUGCCAGGUGAGUCCUGCUGUGCCCUGCCCCCAAACUAUCCCUGCUGCUCACAUUAACGCAGGUUCUGCUCAGAGAUGGUUUCCAUCUGUUCAGCGCCCGCCUGUCUUUGCCUUUUUCUUUUUUUUUCACCAGAAGUUAGUAGCUCUCCAGAAAUUAGUUCAAGAAAAAUUGUUACAGGGGCACAAUGUUUGCUCGGACGUAAUGUUAUGAGCUCACAUGUCCAGACUAUGAAUGUAAAUUGUACAUGGGGGUGAAGUCUUGAGUGUCUUUCCGAAUUCCUUGUUUUGUUCGCUCCUCAUCAACGAGCAAAAAGAUGAAGGAUGGCAGCUCGUUAUCUGCCGUUCAGUCGUUGAAGAGGACGCUUGAACAAUGUGCACGGAAGAGGAAACAUGUCUUGAGGUCCAACCAUGGUAAACCCCUACCCAACCCCCCAGCCCCCAUGACCUCUCACCAUCCUGACCGCCAUCUGCCAGUAUGCAAGCCUCACCUGGAGCGUGCGAUGUAGCCCAGGUGUGCUCGUCCCCUCAGUGUGAUCAUGUGUAACUCAGUCCUGGCUUGUUUCUGAAGGAUCUGUGGGAGGCAUUUGAUAUCCAGAGCUCAUUUUUAUGUGCAUUUCCAGUUUAUUGUACACUGAGUGUUGUACAAUACAUGCAGCUUCAUGUUUAAAAAAAAAUCCUUAAAGUAAGGAAAAUCUUUUUGAAUUUUUGAUUUCAAAAGGCAUGUCAUAUAUACUUUUUAAAUGUAUUAAUGAAGAUUUAACUUUACAUCAGAUGGAGUGUUUUUUUGUUUUUUUUCUUACAAAUAUCUGUAUGUUUAGUUUAGCGCAAUGUCACUGAACUGUUAAACUUAGCAUGUAGAGAAUACCGCUUGCUUUGUGGGAAAGUCCUGAAUUAAAUUUUAAUCAUGGCACUUUUUCUGCAGAAAAGAGCAAUCGUGUUAAUGAUUUUUUUUCCCCCUCCGAUAUCCGUUAAGCCAUUUUACUUGCAAGAAUUGCUAUUUGUGCUGAAGAUGUAUUUAAAAUGUUUUAAGACAUCUUUUGUUAGCCUUCUGGCUAUAUGCUAUUGUAAAGUGUAUAUACAGUUACAUUGAAUUUCUGAAACAAAGUUUUAAAGUUAAAAA
Messenger RNA from Sebastes umbrosus (honeycomb rockfish), 4884 nucleotides. It is a transcript of the gene ctdspl2b, whose product is annotated as CTD (carboxy-terminal domain, RNA polymerase II, polypeptide A) small phosphatase like 2b. The record is from RefSeq and is a predicted model, not a curated record. NCBI's taxonomy places the organism in Eukaryota, Metazoa, Chordata, Actinopteri, Perciformes, Sebastidae. Gene Ontology annotation, molecular function: phosphoprotein phosphatase activity. The transcript has 13 exons. The coding region runs from base 448 to 1890 and encodes 480 amino acids.